AUGUACUUUACCAAAGCCAUGGUUAUCAGUGACGGUAUUGCACCUGUAUCCAGAUAUCCAGACACAGAUACUCCGUCAAUCGCCACUUCAGCCACACUCCCAAGUCAUUCAGACUUGGCUGUAGCAAAGACCACUGCUCCCCCUACCGUGCCUGCUGUCGCUGCCACUGGCUUGGCUGCUGCCACUGCUGACGCCACCACAGGAUUACUCCCUGCCCCCGCCGCCGUACUCAAUGCCAAAGCUGCAGCUGCAUCCUCUCACUUCUUCCGCUGUGCUGCUCUCCCUAGCUUCCGCUGUGCUGCUCUCCCUAGCUUCCGCUUCUUUCGUGCUUGA
Molecule: messenger RNA, 333 nt
Organism: Sphaeroforma arctica JP610
Lineage: Eukaryota; Ichthyosporea; Ichthyophonida
Exons: 1
Coding region: 1-333 (110 amino acids)
Source: RefSeq, a predicted model, not a curated record